AUGAUCCAGGGUGGUGAUUUCACCGAGUUUAACGGCACUGGUGGAGAGUCAAUCUAUGGGGAGAAAUUCGACGAUGAGAACUUCGAGCUCAAGCAUGACCGUCCAUUCCUGCUCUCCAUGGCCAACUCCGGACCCGGAACCAAUGGAAGCCAGUUCUUUGUUACUACUGUUCCCACCCCUCAUCUUGAUGGAAAGCACGUCGUAUUCGGAGAGGUGAUCAACGGCAAAGGACUUGUCCGCAAGGUAGAACAACUCCCAACCAGCCCUGGUGACAAGCCACACUCAGAAGUCAAGGUCGUUGCCUGCGGUGAAAUUACGGGCGAUGACUAUGAAACCGCUACUAAGCGUGCUGUGGACCCAACUGGAGAUACAUAUGAAGACUAUCCAGAAGACAACAACCAGGAGUUCACUGGUCCCGAGUAUUUCAAGAUCGCCACUGAACUCAAGGAGUUUGGCAACACUGCUUUCAAGUCUGGUGAUGUGCAGCUAGGUCUGGAGAAAUACCAAAAGGGUCUGCGCUAUCUUAAUGAAUAUGCCGAGCCUUCUGAGAAUGAUCCCCCAGAGCUUGCUGGACAGAUGAUGACUCUCCGAUUUGCCCUCCACUCUAACUCCGCCCUGCUUGCUAACAAAUUGAAACGCUACAAUGACGGCCGAACCUGGGCUGGAUAUGCUCUUGACCAAGCCGAUCAUGCCAAAGCCAAGGAUGCAGACCGGGCAAAGGCCCUCUAUCGACGAGCCGUUGCCCUCGCUGGAUUGAAGGAGGAGGACGAGGCUCUCAAGGAUCUGGAAGCUGCUGCCAAGUUUGCCCCCAACGACGCUGGAAUCAUUGCCGAGAUCUCCCGUGUGAAGAAGAGUAUUGCUGAGCAAGACCGCAAGGCCAAAGCUGCUGCAAAGAAAUUCUUCUCCUAA
This is a messenger RNA of Trichophyton rubrum CBS 118892, 909 nucleotides long. RefSeq names its product peptidyl-prolyl cis-trans isomerase D. Gene Ontology annotation, molecular function: protein binding; peptidyl-prolyl cis-trans isomerase activity. Gene Ontology annotation, biological process: protein peptidyl-prolyl isomerization. NCBI's taxonomy places the organism in Eukaryota, Fungi, Ascomycota, Eurotiomycetes, Onygenales, Arthrodermataceae. The record is from RefSeq and is a predicted model, not a curated record. Gene Ontology annotation, cellular component: intracellular membrane-bounded organelle. The coding region runs from base 1 to 909 and encodes 302 amino acids. The transcript has a single exon.